Messenger RNA from Staurois parvus, 961 nucleotides. Lineage: Eukaryota; Metazoa; Chordata; Amphibia; Anura; Ranidae. The record is from the annotation of a GenBank genome assembly.
AUGGAAAGCUGUUCCCGGAAAUCUGAUACCCCGGUGCAAGAAAACCAACAAUGGAUGUCACAAUUGUGCGAAACAUUGUGGGAUAUACCUCUGUACGAUUUGUCAAUCCCAGGGAGCCAUGACACCAUGACUUAUUGUUUAGACAGAUAUUCACCACUUGAUUCCAGAUUCGCCAAAGUUGCUGCUAUUUUUAGGGAAAAUGUGCCUUCUCUAACACGCAAAAUAAUAUUACGAUGGAGUAUGACACAGACUUUAACUGUUGCUCAGCAGCUGGAUGCUGGUAUAAGAUACGUCGAUCUUCGAAUAGCUCACAGGCCUGACAUUCCUUCUCCAAACCUAUAUUUCAUACAUGGAUUGUAUACAUUUUUGACUGUAGAGGAAAUUCUAAAUGAGAUCUCAGACUGGAUGACAAAGAACCCAAAGGAGAUACUCAUCCUAGCAUGUCGUAACCUACAAUCGAUGUCCCCAGUACACCAUAUGCAUCUAAUUAGCUGCAUACAAAGGAUAUUUGGAUCCAGGUUAUGUCCAAAAUAUGAACCCCCUACACUAAGGAACAUGUGGAAAAAAGGAUUCCAAGUUAUUGUUUCUUAUGACAACAAUGUGGCAUUAAAAAAAGUAUACCUGUGGCCUUCUAUACCUUACUGGUGGGCAAAUACAACAAAUAAGCACUCGUUGAUUAGCUUCCUGGAGAAGAAAAAAGCACUCUGGACGACCAGAUGGAUUUUUUGUUGCUGGUCUUAAUUUGACAGAAAACACCUCAUAUGUCUUAAAACACCCACUGGGGUCCAUGAAGAAAUUAACAUUGCCUAAACUCCCAUUCUUGAACAAUUGGGUGCAGAUGCAACAUCCUGGAGUUAGCAAAGAUGCCACCAACAUCAUUGCAGAGGACCUCAUAGGCUCUGGCCAGUUUGUUUUUGAUGUUAUAGACCUCAAUCAGAAGCUGCUGUUGCAUAAAAACUGA